UAAUGUAAAUGUGGUAAUGGACUGAAAUAGUCCUAGCUUCCUUUGUUACAUAACACUGAGCCCUUGUCUAGCCACCAGAUCACAACUGGCACUUCCUGUCUCCAUUUUCAAAAUAAUAUUGUUGGCAUGUGUUGAGCGCUUCGAAUGCAAGUGCUAAAAAGAGAAUGCUGGACCUGAUUACAGAGCCAACGAGCUCACACGAGGUGAGGGUUAGAAAUACAUUGGCAAUACUCAAGACACUUUUCUUAUUUAUCCACGGAUCGUUUACGGGACGUUUUUUCCUAAUCUAACCAAUCAUUUGUUUAUUCCGUAGUGACAUAAGGAAUACUGUACACAGACAAACUGUAAACAGCUACUCUAUGCGAGUAUCACACUUCACUGGAGCAGAGGAGUCUGCGGUGACUGUCGCACACCUCCAGUCACCUCAUCUGCCAAAUCUUGCACAUAAGGAUCGUGUAAAUUAGCAAAGUGUGGAAAUAAAAGCCAGUACCAGCUCUCUCGCACAAUCACUCCAUAUCCUCCUCAGUCCCGAGCAUAAUGCCAUAUUUUUAACGGGCACUGCAUUAACAAUUAUAAAGGAGGAAGUUAUUCUGAAGGGUCAAUGGAUCACCAGCGCUGUCAUGCAAUGCAAAUUAAUUCUGCUUUUAAAGGCGUCUUUUAUUUUUGAAAUCUGGCGCCGGAAGCUGUUCCUGUUAAAGUUCCCCGCAGCUGAGUCCCGCUCCCUGUCAGUCCGCCCAGUGCCGAGCUGCGGUCCUGCUUCGUACAGUCUGUUAGCGAAAAUGAGCGACAAAGGUCUGUCAGACGAGGCAGCGGCAUCGGCUUGCAAAGAUGGAGACCCGAUUACUAAGGAUUUCAUGAUGCAGCAGACUAUGCUGCGGGUUAAAGAUCCGGCCAAAUCCUUGGAUUUUUACACCAGAAUCCUCGGCAUGACGCUCCUGCAGAAGUUUGACUUCCCCGCCAUGCGCUUUUCACUCUUCUUCUUGGGCUAUGAGGACAAGAAGGAGAUUCCCACAGCUGUGCAGGAGAAGACGGCCUGGACCUUCUCCAGAAGAGCCACCAUUGAGUUGACGCAUAACUGGGGCUCUGAGGCUGAUGAGAGCCAGUCUUAUCACAGUGGAAACUCAGAUCCACGUGGCUUUGGACACAUUGGAAUUGCAGUUCCUGACGUCUAUGCAGCCUGCAAACUGUUUGAAGAGCAAGGAGUCACAUUCGUCAAGAAGCCAGAAGAUGGUAAAAUGAAAGGCUUGGCCUUCAUUCAGGACCCUGAUGGUUACUGGAUUGAGAUCUUGAGUCCUAACAACAUGGUGUCCAUUACCUCCUAAAAGCUAUGACAGCGAGCUACCAGCUGCAGCGGGAGGGGAAGAAUGGAGCAGGUUCACUUGCACAAUGGCAACCGGUGUGCCCUGGCAGGGGCUGGACAGCUGAUCAGCAAAUGGAUUCGCUACCUGAGUUAAUUCCUAUGAACAGAAACUACUCUGUGUGGCUGUUGGGCUCGUCUACCAUCAUCCGUUUGUAUAGGUCUUCAAAAAGUGAUGCCGGAAUAAACGCGGUAUUACUGUAUAAUAAAUGUGAAAGCCACCGUUUAAACGGCAAUGGAUUUGUGAUUUCUUGUAGUUUCGAGAGACUAAGCAAAAACAGUAACUUUUUGUUAAAACACUAAAGGGCAGUGGAUCCAAAUCAAGAUUAAAGCAAGCGAUAAAAAGAUGACCUGGGUUUUUAUCACAUUUCAGUCAUAAAGAGAAUGUGAGUUACAGUUUUUAAAUGUUUUCAGAAUUAGUUAUUUUAAAGUCAAAUCUGAAACAAUUCUCAUAUAGUUCUAAAAUCCACCACAUGGCUGCUAUACAACCUCCACCAGCAUCACUGUUACCACUGUUACCAUUCUAGUGUCUGCCCUCUGUCAGCACCAGACUGAGCUCCCCUUGCCUGUGCCGUUGUUUAUGGUGAGCGUUAACUUAAACAGCCUUGGCUCUUGUUUGCACAGCACAUCUGUUAACCUUAGCAGCUUUUCACUUUUGCUUGUUUGAAUAAAGAAUACUACUGAGAAA
Anarrhichthys ocellatus (wolf-eel) is the source of this 2045-nucleotide messenger RNA. RefSeq names its product glyoxalase 1 (gene glo1). The transcript is spliced from 6 exons. Bases 621 to 1322 code for a protein of 233 amino acids. Lineage: Eukaryota; Metazoa; Chordata; Actinopteri; Perciformes; Anarhichadidae. Gene Ontology annotation, molecular function: lactoylglutathione lyase activity; metal ion binding. The record is from RefSeq and is a predicted model, not a curated record.